Molecule: messenger RNA, 1437 nt
Organism: Talaromyces atroroseus
Lineage: Eukaryota; Fungi; Ascomycota; Eurotiomycetes; Eurotiales; Trichocomaceae
Exons: 2
Coding region: 1-1437 (478 amino acids)
Cellular component (GO): cytosol
Molecular function (GO): transaminase activity; pyridoxal phosphate binding
Source: RefSeq, a predicted model, not a curated record
AUGGCUUCCUCCACUACAAACGAGACAGCUUCUAGCACAGAACCUUCGCAUGAAGAUAUGGCCCUCCAGCCGCCCGCGGUCCAGGAUCCAGCACUAUUGCACCGAUCACUGACCCAACAACCACAUUUAGUCACCCAUGCCCAAGGAAACUAUCUAUACCUGCCCAACGGCCAAAAAGUCUUGGAUGCAUGCGGCGGAGCUGCUGUUGCCAUCAUAGGGCACGGAAAUGCCGAGGUUAUUGCAGCAACGGUAGAGCAGAUGCAGAAAGUGAGCUACGUGCACACAAUGUCAUACACCACCAGCUCGGCAGAGAAGCUCGCGACGUUGCUUCUCUCCAAAAGCAGCGACAUGCACAAGCUUACAAAAGCGUAUCUGGUUGGUAGCGGAAGCGAGGCAAAUGAAGCGGCGCUGAAGGCGGCUCGACAAUAUUUUGUGGAGAAGGGAGAGCUGCAGAGAUGCCACUUCGUGGCAAGACGACAAAGCUAUCAUGGAAAUACAAUGGGUGCAAUGACGAUUUCAUCGAAUCUGCCCCGAAAAGAGCCUUACAAUGACAUUUUGCCCACGAACGUGUCGUUCGUCAGCCCGGCGUAUGCAUAUCAGUAUCAAAGACGCGGCGAGACUGAAGAAGAGUAUUCCGAGAGGCUAAUCCAAGAGCUUCGACGGGAGAUUCUUCGCAUUGGCCAUGAGAAAGUUAUUUCUUUCAUAGCUGAACCGGUAGUUGGGGCGACAUCAGGCUGCACCUCGGCGCCAAAAGGAUACUUCCGAGGCAUUCGCGAGAUGUGCGAUGAAUUUGGCAUUUUGCUUCAUUUGGAUGAAGUUAUGUGUGGUGUUGGACGCACCGGAACAUAUUUCGCUUUCGAGCAGGAAGGUAUUGUUCCAGACAUCGUGACUAUCGGCAAGGGUCUGGGGGGAGGCUAUGUCCCUGUCUCCGCUAUGCUGCUUAGCGAGAAAGUAGUUGAUGUCCUGAGAGGAGGAACUUCUGCAUUCAACCACGGCCAGACGUUCCAGGCACAUCCAGUAGCAUGCGCUGCGGGACUUGCGGUGCAAAAUAUCAUAAAACGAGACGGCUUGGUGGAAAGUUGUGCUAAAGCUGGAAAGCAUCUUGAAACUUUGCUACGGGAUGCAUUUACUAACUGCAAAUAUGUUGGUGACAUCCGGGGAAGGGGACUGUUUUGGGCAUUGGAGUUUGUCGAAGAUCGAAGCAGCAAAAGACCUUUCAAGAAGGGCAUUGCGUUUGGUGAGAUGGUUCAAAAGACUGCCUUCGAACUCGGUGUGGCAUUUUAUCCGGGUACUGGUACAGUAAAUGGAAUUGAAGGAGACCAUAUCCUGAUCGCGCCGCCCUUUACUGUUUCCAAUAACGAGCUGUUCACGUUAGUAUCUGUCUUGAAACAAGCAUACGAAGUUGCCGAAAAAGCUGUAAAGCCUUGGGUAACAUAG